AUGAGUGGGGAUUGGGUACGCCCAAACCAGGCUGUAAUCUGUGCUAUUUGGGUCCUUGUAGCUGCCAGCAAGGGGCCUGUGAAUGAAGUGCCACAAAGAAACACCAGGCUGGGAUGGGUCGAGGGGAAGCAAGUCACUGUACAAGGAAGCCUCAUGCCUGUCAACAUGUUCCUCGGGGUCCCCUUUGCUGCACCCCCUCUGGGACCCCUGCGAUUCACAGAUCCACAACCAGCAAUGCCCUGGAAUGGCUUUCGAGAUGCCACCUCCUACCCUAAAUUGUGCUUCCAGAACUCAGAGUGGCUGCUCUCAGAUCAACACAUGCUUCAGGUGCAUUACCCCACAUUGGAAGUGUCAGAAGACUGCCUGUACCUUAACAUCUACGCACCAGUCCCUGCUCAGGAGGACUCCAACCUCCCCGUCAUGGUGUGGUUCCCAGGGGGCGCCUUUGAGACAGGCUCAGCUUCCAUCUUCGAUGGGUCUGCACUGGCUGCCUAUGAGAAUGUGCUGGUUGUGACUGCUCAAUACCGGCUUGGAAUAUUUGGCUUUUUCACCACACAGGACCAGCACGCUUCUGGGAACUGGGCCUUCAAGGACCAGUUGGCUGCUCUCUCCUGGAUCCAGAAGAACAUCAAGUUCUUUGGUGGAGACCCUGGCAGUGUGACCAUCUUCGGCGAGUCAGCAGGAGGCAUAAGUGUUUCCAGCCUUGUUCUGUCCCCCAUGGCAAGUGGCUUAUUCCACAGAGCCAUCAUGGAGAGUGGAGUGGCCAUCAUUCCCUAUCUGAAGUCCCCUGAUGAUGAGAGGAGUAAAGAUUUGCAGGUUGUGGCACAAGCCUGUGAUUGCAACGCAUCAGACUCCCUGGCCCUGCUGAAGUGCCUGAGGGCAAAAUCCUCCAAGGAAUUGCUGAGCCUCAGCCAGAAAACAAAGUCUUUUACUCGAGUGGUUGAUGGUCUUUUCUUUCCUGAAGAUCCUAUAGAACUAUUGUCUCAAAAAUCCUUCAAAGCGGUUCCUUCUAUCAUUGGAGUCAAUAACCACGAAUGCGGCUACCUGCUGCCCAUGAAGACAAUCCCUAAUAUCCUUGAUGGAUCCAACAAGACUCUUGCCCAUCACGUGAUACACACUAUACUGAACAUUCCUCCCCAGCUUUUGUAUGUUGUGUCUAAUGAAUACUUUCGUGACAAGAACUCUUCAGUUGAGAUCCGAGAUAGUCUCCUGGACUUGCUUGGAGAUGUGUUUUUUGUGGUCCCUGCGCUGAUCACAGCUCGCUAUCACAGAGAUAGUGGUGCACCCGUGUACUUCUAUGAGUUUCAGCAUCGACCCCAGUGCUUUGAAAACACGAAGCCUGCUUUUGUCAAAGCUGAUCACUCUGAUGAAAUCCGCUUUGUCUUUGGAGGUGCCUUCCUGACGGGCGACGUUGUCAUGUUCGAAGGGGCCACUGAGGAGGAGAAGUUGCUGAGCAGGAAGAUGAUGAGAUACUGGGGUAACUUUGCUCGGACUGGGAAUCCGAAUGGGGACCGCCUGCCUCUGUGGCCAGCCUACAACAAGUCCGAGAUGUAUCUGAAGCUGGACUUGAACAUAAGUCUUGGAGAGAGACUGAAGGAGCAGAAAGUGGUGUUUUGGACCAAUACCUUUCCCAUGAUAAUGUCCACUUCUGAAGCUCUCCCCAGUCCCCCGUCUUCCUUAAUCUUGUUUUCUCUGCUCUUACCAUUCCUUUCCUUUUCUGCUCCUUGA
Messenger RNA from Lepus europaeus (European hare), 1728 nucleotides. RefSeq names its product carboxylesterase 5A (gene CES5A). The transcript has 13 exons. Lineage: Eukaryota; Metazoa; Chordata; Mammalia; Lagomorpha; Leporidae. The coding region runs from base 1 to 1728 and encodes 575 amino acids. The record is from RefSeq and is a predicted model, not a curated record.